Molecule: messenger RNA, 710 nt
Organism: Moneuplotes crassus
Lineage: Eukaryota; Ciliophora; Spirotrichea; Euplotida; Euplotidae
Source: the annotation of a GenBank genome assembly
AUGGAGAAGACUGGCUCUGACCUCGAGCCUAAACCUACCGGUGGAAAGGCGUGCAAAGAAUAUGCUUUGCAGCAACAAGCUACCAAGAAUUAUUUGAACUCUUUAGAUAGGAUAUUAGGGCAAUAUGAUCAUCUUAUAAUCAGACCGAAGCCAUCUAGCUGUAUUAUAAUGUUUCUCGGUAACCCUCAAGGCAAGCAAGCGUUGUCAAAGAUAGUGAAAUUAGCCCCACAAAGUGACCAAGCUACAAAUACUCUACUUUGCCACAAAUUUUUUAAGAAUAGAGAAAGUAUGAAUUAGCUUUUAUGCUAGAAAUAUCACUAGACUUCUUCCAGUAGCCCUUGAUUUCAUCAUAAUCAAAGGUUUCAGAAUAUCUCAAAAAGACUUUGGUAGAGUUCUAACCGCUUGUGGGAGCUCUCCAGAAGUAAAGUUUUCAGAAUGUAGAAUCAUCAUCAAUGGGUUUGGCUAUCUUGAUAAUGCUCAUCCUUCAAUUGGCCGAAUCUCUUUGAAUUAUAACACCAUCAUCCAGCCAGAAGAAGACAAUGAGCACUUGGAUGGGCUCAUACAGAAGAUGGCAGAUUCUAGUCUAAAUGACUCCUUAAGACUUGUCUUGGUUUGGACUUGAAAUCCAAUAAGAAGAGACAAGACCAUUGUAACAAAGAGGGAGUACAAAAUCGGAAAAUUUCAUGUCAGAAUUUUUUAAGCAUACUUUU